AUGCCACCAAGCUGCACAAGGGAUGUUGAUUGCACAUGGUACUGCAUCAGAAUUCAACAAGGGAUUGCUCUUUGCAACAAUCAACGCUCUUGCAUAUGCUUGCCAAAAGUGCAUCAUCGUCCUCAUUUUAUUUACACACCACAGCCUUCAAGCCCACUGCCAUCGCCCUAA
Messenger RNA from Linum tenue, 171 nucleotides. The record is from the annotation of a GenBank genome assembly. NCBI's taxonomy places the organism in Eukaryota, Viridiplantae, Streptophyta, Magnoliopsida, Malpighiales, Linaceae.